AUGGCGACUCCUAUAAAUUAUCCAGGGAGAAUGGGUCCUCAGUACCCCCAUCAACAGAUUCAGACUCCCACUCGAGUUCCAGCCCAAGGCGCCAUACACGUCCAACAGAACAGAAGAGGUCCUGGACCGAUGGUUACCCACCAACAAUCCGGCCAUCAACCAAUGUCGCAAGCACAAAUGCAGCAGCAGGUCGCCCAAGCUCGAGCUCUCGAGCUAGAGCAAGCCAAGCGCCGAGCUCGAAAGCCGACAGAUAAGACCAUAUCCUCGGCAAUUGAAGAAAUCGCCCCUCUGACAACUUCCUACAAUGAUAUUCGAGGCAUGGAACGCAGGCUAGACGCCGCUAUCAUGCGGAAGAGAUUGGAUGUGCAGGAUUCUGUCGCAAAAUCCACAAAGAACCACCGAGUCUUCAGGUUGUUCAUUUCGAAUACCGCUUUCAAUCAGCCAUGGCAGGGCACUGCAAGUCUCGAUGAAACUUCGUUCGACUUUAGUACAGACCUUGUUCCGUCGUUCCGCAUGAAGAUUGAAGGCCGCCUGCUCGAUCUCGAAGAUGGCUCAAGCCCAUCGGAAAGCGCGCCAGAAAACCCCGAAGCAGAAGGUUCGAAAGCCGCUGCGGAUGCGGGCAAGGAUCCAAAGAAAGAAGAAUCAAAGAUACCCAAGAAACUUUCGCAAAUCUUCAAAAGCAUUCGCGUCGAGAUCCUUCGAUCCAAUAUGGACCCAGGCUUUGGCGAGAACAGCAUUGCCGAAUGGCAAAAGCCGCCACCCCCCGCACCUGCCAAGCCGGGAGCGGCUGCUUCUACACCACCCGCUGAAUUCGAUGGAUUUGAGUUUGAGAGAAAGUUAGAAGUUAGCGCACCAUGCACAAUUCAACUAGUCAGGGAUGAGCAGCCCGAGCGAUUUCAGCUUAGCCCGGAAUUGCAGUCCAUUCUUGAUACUACCGAGGACUCUCGGGCUGGAAUUAUGCUUGGUAUUUGGGAAUACGCCUACUUGAAUGGCCUCCAAGACCGAGACGAAAGAAGAAAUAUUACAUGUGAUGAGAAAUUGAAAAAGGCUUUCAAAAUGGACAGAAUUCAGGUUCCACAGAUUCCAGAAUUGAUCUCUCCCCAUUUGAAGCCUAUUGAACCAAUUACCAUCAAAUACAUGAUCAAAGUGGACACCGCAUCGACUUCUCCCGUUAUCCACGAUAUUAUUAUUACUGAGGACGAGCCUUUGAGACUUCGUAUGCUCAAGGUGAUUAACUCCCAGAUGACCAGUCCGCUCCACCGGAACUUAAGCAUGGAAGACGACAAUAUUGCCGUGUUGGUCCAGGCAAUCAACCACUCAAAAGCCAAAAGGGAUUUCUGGACCAGCCUUGGUAUGGAUCCUGCAGCUUUUAUCCAACAAUGGGUCAGCAGCCAAAAACGAGAUUUAGAGGUUAUACUGGGAGAAAAGGGAGUGGACAGCGAGGAGAGCAGGAGGGCAGGGUUCUACCAACGGGAUGCAGUGGCUCAGAACGCGUAUCUUUUGCUUCACGGUCGAGAUCAAGCUGGGAUGCGAUAA
Molecule: messenger RNA, 1536 nt
Organism: Orbilia oligospora ATCC 24927
Lineage: Eukaryota; Fungi; Ascomycota; Orbiliomycetes; Orbiliales; Orbiliaceae
Exons: 3
Coding region: 1-1536 (511 amino acids)
Biological process (GO): regulation of transcription by RNA polymerase II
Cellular component (GO): SWI/SNF complex; nucleus
Source: RefSeq, a predicted model, not a curated record